Messenger RNA from Cyclocybe aegerita, 3309 nucleotides. NCBI's taxonomy places the organism in Eukaryota, Fungi, Basidiomycota, Agaricomycetes, Agaricales, Hemipholiotaceae. The record is from the annotation of a GenBank genome assembly.
AAUGUCGGCUCCAGCUACUCAAGCCAAGGAAAAUCAACCUCUAACACGACAGAGGACUGAAACCGACUUCAGCUUAUUGCCAGCUACCAAGAAGCGCAAACUUGGGUCGACGCAGUCGUUUGGAUCCCAGGGGGUGUUGCAACAACCAUCAUUCGCUGAUGUUUUGGAACGGUUGAAGGAGGAAGGCGCUAAUGGGCCAAAUGGUGCUGAAGGAGGCGCCGACUGUUGGGCACGGCCACCUCUUCCUCGUAUCGACGAGAAACGCGAUUCAAUCGUGUUUCAGCAAAUAGAUGUUGAGGCCUCUUCAAAUCCUGAAACCGGCGCAAUAAUUUUGAGGAUGUUUGGCGUUACAGAGGAUGGACAUAGCGUUCUCGCCACGGUUACCGACUAUCUUCCAUACUUCUACGUUCCUGUUCCUCGUGGGUUCACGGAUACUGAUAUUGAACCAUUCCGCCAAUACUUGAAGGGCAUCUUUGAUAACGUCGUUCGCAAUAUUGAGAAAGUGAUGCACAAAACACUGAUGGGCUACAGAGGCGACGUCUUAGUCCCUUUUCUGAAGCUCACACUUUCAGAACCUAGAAGUGUCCCAAAAGUACGAGAUAAGUAUUCACAUCCUCUCUUCCAUGACAGCGACAGGAGCCUGAUAUACUUUGACUAUAUACGCUUCUUCGACCAAGAAGGCCCUGGAUACAACGGUUUCUUCGAUGGAACGCAUCAAACAUUUGAAAGCAACAUUGUAUUUGUCCUUCGAUUCAUGAUCGAUACCAAGGUUGUCGGUAUGAAUUGGAUUGAAGUACCUGCUGGAAAAUAUGCCAUCACCCCACAAGGAAAGAAGCGUUCCACAUGCCAACUUGAAAUAUCUAUGAGAUACGAUGCCUUCAUCUCGCAUGCACCAGAAGGAAACUGGUCGAAGAUUGCACCUUUGAGAAUUUUAAGUUUCGAUAUCGAGUGCGCAGGUAGGAAGGGAAUUUUCCCAGACGCCAACCACGACCCUGUCAUCCAAAUAGCCAACAUGGUUACUCGCCAAGGCGAACAAAAGCCAUUUAUUCGAAACAUAUUCACCUUGAAUACCUGCUCUCCCAUCGUUGGGUCCCAGGUUCUCUCUUUCAAUGACGAAGGAAACCUCUUGCAAGCUUGGAGAGAUUUCGUAGAAGAAGUUGAUCCUGAUGUAGUCAUCGGUUACAACAUUGCAGGGUUUGACUUCCCUUAUCUCAUUGAUAGAGCGAAGGCUCUGAAAGCCACAAAGUUUCCGUACCUUGGGAGAAUGAGGGGCAUGAGAACGGAGACCAAGAACACUCACUUCUCAUCGAAGGCCUACGGUCAACGUGAUUCAAAGGAUACACCCCUGGAUGGGCGCCUCCAGCUUGAUGUGUUACAAUUCAUGCAACGAGAACACAAGCUGCGAAGUUACACUCUGAACUCGGUCUGCGCAAAGUUCCUUGGGGAACAGAAAGAAGACGUCCACCAUUCCGUUAUCACCGAUCUCCAAAACGGCACUCCUGAGUCAAGACGUCGGUUGGCUGUGUAUUGUCUAAAGGAUGCAUAUCUUCCUCAACGGCUACUGGACAAGCUCAUGUGUUUCGUCAACUAUGUUGAGAUGGCCCGUGUCACAGGAGUGCCAUUCAAUUACCUUCUUGCUAGAGGACAAUCUAUCAAGGUCUUGUGUCAGCUAUAUCGCAAGGCUAAUGAAGAGGGUUAUUUGGUCCCCAUGAGCAGGUCUGAAGGAACGGAUGAACAGUAUGAAGGUGCAACUGUCAUCGAACCCAAGAAAGGUUACUAUGACGUCCCUAUUGCCACACUGGAUUUCAGUUCGCUGUAUCCCUCAAUCAUGAUGGCGCACAACCUGUGUUAUACCACACUUCUCGACAGACCAACUGUGGAGCGCCUGGGCCUGGUCAAGGAUGUGGACUACAUCCAAACCCCCAAUAAUGACCUAUUUGCAACUACCAAACGGCGAAAAGGCUUGCUUCCCACCAUUUUGGAGGAUCUUAUAGCUGCCCGUAAACGAGCAAAGGCGGACUUGAAGAAAGAAACAGACCCUUUCAAGAAGGCCGUCUUGGAUGGGCGACAACUUGCCUUGAAGAUUAGCGCCAAUUCCGUAUACGGAUUUACGGGAGCUACCAUUGGAAAGUUGCCUUGCCUUCCCAUUUCUUCCAGUGUGACGGCGUACGGUCGUCAGAUGAUUGAAAAGACAAAAUCGGCUGUCGAAGAGGAAUACUGUAUCUCAAAGGGACAUGCUCAUGAUGCUGUAGUUAUCUACGGAGACACAGAUUCUGUCAUGGUAAAGUUCGGCCCUACCGACUUGGCGAAAGUCAUGGCGCUGGGUAGCGAAGCUGCCGAGUUGGUAACAGCCCGAUUCGUGAAACCCAUUAAACUUGAGUUCGAGAAAGUCUAUUAUCCGUAUCUGCUUAUCAACAAGAAACGGUAUGCUGGACUGUACUGGACGAAGACGGAGAAAUACGAUAAAAUGGAUGCGAAGGGCAUUGAGACUGUUCGGCGAGACAACUGCCGCCUUGUGUCGACCGUCAUCGAAACAUGCCUUCACAAGAUGCUCAUCGACAGAGAUGUUAGAGGAGCGGAAGGGUAUACGAAGAGAGUUAUCUCGGAGUUAUUGCAGAACAAGAUCGAUAUGUCGCAACUUGUAAUCACCAAAGCUCUCGCGAAAGACGAUUAUACUGGGAAGCAGGCGCACGCUGAACUUGCAGAGAGGAUGAAACAACGCGAUGCGGGUUCUGCUCCUGCACUUGGUGAUCGUGUCGCCUAUGUCAUCAUCAAAGGAAUCAAAGGUGCAGCUGCGUACGAGAAGUCGGAAGAUCCCCUAUACGUUCUCGAAAACAACAUUCCCAUCGACACGAAGUACUACCUGGAGAACCAGCUCUCAAAACCUCUUAUGCGUAUCUUCGAGCCUAUCCUGGGCGAUAAGGCGUCUUCGCUAGUAUCUGGGGAUCAUACGCGCACAAUUCAAAUUGCCACGCCCACAGUAGGCGGCCUCAUGAAGUUCGCUGUGAAGACAGUCACUUGCCUGAGCUGCAAAACGCCGCUAAGAGGCAAGGAGUCGGAUGGUGCUGUGUGCAAGAAUUGCAAACCGAGGAUGCAAGAGCUGUAUCAAAAGCAGAUUAUGCAGAGUUCAGAGCUGCAAGUGCGAUUCUCGCGUCUAUGGACGCAAUGCCAGCGGUGUCAAGGCUCUCUUCAUCAGGAUGUUCUAUGUACCAGCAAGGAUUGCCCAAUUUUCUAUAUGCGCAAGAAGGCCCAGAAGGACGUUGAGGAUGCUAAUACUGUCCUAGAGCGCUUCGAGAGCGAGGAUUGGUG